Caenorhabditis elegans is the source of this 1194-nucleotide messenger RNA. RefSeq names its product Nuclear Hormone Receptor family (gene nhr-149). Gene Ontology annotation, biological process: DNA-templated transcription; regulation of DNA-templated transcription; intracellular receptor signaling pathway. NCBI's taxonomy places the organism in Eukaryota, Metazoa, Nematoda, Chromadorea, Rhabditida, Rhabditidae. Gene Ontology annotation, cellular component: nucleus. Gene Ontology annotation, molecular function: zinc ion binding; sequence-specific DNA binding; DNA-binding transcription factor activity. The transcript is spliced from 6 exons. The record is from RefSeq and is marked reviewed. Bases 1 to 1128 code for a protein of 375 amino acids.
AUGCCAUUUUCACAUCUUUGCUCUAUUUGCUCUAGACCCGCCCAAGGAUAUCACUAUGACGUCAUUUCUUGUAAAGGAUGCAAAACUUUUUUUCGAAGAAUGUGGCUGUCUAAAAUAAAAGAAAUGUGUCCCCUGAACAACAAAUGCUUCGAUUUCAAUAGACGAAUUAACAUGUCGUUGUCCAAGUGUAGAGCAUGCCGAUUCCAAAGAUGCUUAAAUGUUGGCAUGAACCCUGCCGCAAUUCAAUGCGAUGGAAAUCCGAAAAAAGACAGUUCUCAUUUCCGAGAUUUUGACUCAAUUGACGAAAAAAUUAAAAACAUUAUCGACACGUUGACCUAUGUUGAGUUAAAACUAGAAAAUUACCGAAAAUCUGCUUACAAUCCAGUAUUAUCACUAUCUACUGGUUUAGACGAUUUGAUAGAAGGGAGUUGUUCAUUGAGUUUGGCAGAAAUAUAUGGGCCAAUGUCAGGCUGGCCGUUAGGAUUCGAAGAACACCAACUUCCAUCGUCAAGCAUGAGGAAUGUCUCCUGUGAGGAGCCAUGUCCAGUUUCAAAUAGAAAAUAUUGGACUCAUUGCAACAUGUUGACUACAAUCGAAUAUUUUAAAACUUUCAAAUUUUUUCAUGAGUUAUCAUCAAGAGAUAAGUUCGUUUUGGCUCGACAUACACUUUUAUUAUGUCAAAAUUUACACAUAUCGCAUUACACAGUUUCACAUAAUUUUGAUUCCUGCCUGCAACCAGAUGGAUCAAUGCAGCCGAAGCAAGACGAACGGCAUUACCCAAUAGCAAUGAUGUCGAUUGAGCCACUCGUCCGAUGCAAAAUCCAGCAUGUAGAAUAUGUUCUAUUGAAAGCUAUCUGUUUUUGUAAUCCAGCUGUCCCAGAGCUUUCUCAAAAUGCACAAAGGAUAUUGGCAAAAGAACGUUAUUGUUUUGCUGAUAUACUCAUUAACCACUGCCUUCGAAAUUAUACCGACGGUCCUGGACACUUUGCAGAACUGAUUGGGAUUUUUAAUCUUUUGGAAACACAACAGAGAAUGUUCAAAGACUUGCACAUUAUGUAUGUUGUUCCGCUGAUGAACAAAUUUUCAAGAGAGCUUAUAAAGUUUCUUUCUGAUGUCAUGGACGUCUGAGAAACUACAUAUAAUAGCAUUUUUUAAGAAACGAUCAGUUUCUGAGAUAAAGUGUGUUCUUGUUAA